Messenger RNA from Schistosoma turkestanicum, 2835 nucleotides. The record is from the annotation of a GenBank genome assembly. Lineage: Eukaryota; Metazoa; Platyhelminthes; Trematoda; Strigeidida; Schistosomatidae.
CCUCCACAGAAUCAUGCUAUGUUUUGACUUAUCUUUAUAACUUUUUUGAACUCUAGCCUUCUGAGAUCCAAGCUAGCUUAUAUAUUAUGUACAUUAAAGGACCUGCAGCUGAAUACCCAAAUUAAAUUAUAUGUUGAGAAUUGAAUGCGUUGUUUAUCGACUUCACUUUCUAAUUCAUCCAAUGCCUUCAUUGACCCUAGCUCAUGUAGGACUCCUGUGAUGUAUUAUAUGAUUCUGUCCUACAUAUCUCGGCCAUUCCGAUAAAUAUUUCUUUUAAAGGAAAAAAUGGUUAUUGGCUGUUGCACACUAAACAAUAUUUCGGAAGAUGCCAAAACGCGAAGCGAUGCAAAUAAACAGAUUGAAAAGUUAAUUGAAAAGGAGAAAAAGAACUUCAAGUCUACACACAGAUUACUCCUUUUGGGUGCAGGAGAGUCUGGGAAAUCAACCAUUGUUAAACAGAUGAGGAUAUUGCACAUAGACGGCUUUUCAGAACGAGAAAAGAAGGAAAAGAUUGAUGCAAUCAGAAAAAACCUUCGUGACGCUAUCUGUUCAAUAGCCGGUGCUAUGAGUUCCUUGAAACCGCCUGUGGAGCUUGAACUCAGUGAAAACAUAAAAUUGAGGAAUUAUAUCCUGGAAACUGCAUCCAAACCAGAUUUCGACUAUCCACCGGAGUUUUUUACAUAUUGCGCCAAAUUAUGGAAAGAUGGAGGUAUACUAGAAACCUUUGAGAGAUCAAAUGAAUAUCAACUAAUCGACUGUGCAAAAUAUUUCCUUGAUAAGGCUUUGGAGGUCGGCGCUCCAAACUACAUCCCAUCUGAACAGGAUAUUUUGCGCUGUCGUGUUCUAACUUCAGGAAUAUUUGAAACAAAGUUCAGCGUCGAUAAAGUUAAUUUCCAUAUGUUUGACGUCGGUGGGCAGAGGGAAGAGCGUCGGAAGUGGAUCCAGUGCUUUAACGACGUCACUGCAAUCAUAUUCGUUGCUGCUUGUUCUUCGUACAAUAUGGUAUUACGGGAAGAUCCUAGUCAAAACCGUGUAAAGGAGUCUCUAGAACUUCUUGCUUCCAUAUGGAAUAACAGAUGGUUACGGAACAUAUCUGUGAUUCUCUUCCUUAACAAGCAGGAUUUACUUACAGAGAAAGUCUUAGCUGGCAAGUCCAAGAUAGAAGUCUAUUUCCCGCAUUAUGCUACAUACCAAGCUCCAGCUGAUACACUUGCAGAAUAUCGUCAUGAAAAUUCAGAAGUUGUACGUGCCCGAUUUUUCUUCCGUGAUGAAUUUCUUAAAGUAACGUCAAAUAACAAUGGUGGACGUCAUUAUUGCUAUCCUCACUUAACUUGUGCAGUUGAUACAGAAAAUAUCCGACGCGUAUUCAAUGAUUGUCGUGAUAUCAUUCAGCGAAUGCACCUGCGGCAGUAUGAAUUACUCUAGGAACAUUUUUUGUAGGCCCCAAAUCGGAUUUUUGUUCUUCCAUGAUAUUUUUCAAGGUAUAAGGUUUUAACCCCCCAACGCUUGUGAAUACUGUCAUAUAAUUAAUUUAGUAUGAUUUAUGUCAUCCAGUUCAUCGGAUUUAGUUGAAUGUUUUACUUCCUUUAUAAACCUACCUAUUUCUGCAAACUGCAUUUGGAGAUCAAACACUGCAAAAUCAACUCACAUGUCGGAAAAUUUCGACGUCUUUAUAGUUAUCAAAUGGAAUCCAAACAAUACUACGAUUUCAAAAUAGUAGGUGUGUAAUACACACUAUCUCAGAUAUUCGUAUAUUUAUCUGAAUCUCUAAUUUAUCGAUAAAAUUUUAAUUUUUCAGUACUUUUAUUUUAACAUUGUCACUUACUGCUUUAUUCCUUUUGGUAUUUUCAAGUUUUGAAAGCAUACUAUUCUAUCGAAUUUACUGUUAAUUUUAAAUGGCAUCUAUUUAGAAGUCUAUACGCUCGUUAUUCCUUCCACGUCCAAUCGCCGAAAUACGCGGUUGUAACAUAUUUCUGUCGACAAAUAUGCCAAAUGUACCAAUGUCUCAUAAUGAAUAGACAAAUGAAAUACCCAGUUUCACAGGUUCGAUUGAGAGAUACAUUGUCACCCUGUAUACAAACAUACGAAUUUAUCAUAUAAUCUGAAUUGUAAACUUCUUUUCAGUAAAUAACUCGUUUUUUAACAGCAAAACAUGAUAUAGUCUUGCUAUACCGAAUAUUUUUCCCUCCAUGAUUUACCUAAUUUCAGUGUCUUGCACUUUUUUGAGUUUAUAUUACUUGUUUUCCGGUUGAUUUCAUCUAAAUGAACGCCUCAUGUUUUUGGAUUUUUAUUGUUAGCUGUAGAACGCACAACGCUGUUGUAUUCGAAACCCCGUUCACUAAUGAACUUCAUGCUCACAUUGUGAUAGCUUUCUCAGCUGAAGUGUGCGGGAUACUGCUUUUCAUUUUAGUCAAGUUGCGUGGUUAGAAAUUUCUUCACUCUUGCUCUCUGUACAGCCACUAUCACGUAACUGGCUAGAUUUACUCAUAAUAUUGAUUUAACUUUUCAGCUUAUUAGUGAUUAUGCUUAGAUGUUUCAACUUGUUACCGACGAUUUCAUUUUCUGUAAGAUCUUGUACCUUUUUCUAUCUUCCACAGCUGAAUUUUUCGUAGUUGAGUAAUAAAAACGUUAGUACAAAUUCAAAAUAAAUCUUCAAAGUACUCCCAUAAGAACUCUUGAUUUUUCCGAUCUCAUUCAAAUUUGGAUCUUUAUUAUUCUUAAAAUUAAUCUAAUCGUUUGCCGAUCUUGCACUUAAUGAGUUUCUAAUUGCCUAUUACUUGUUUAUGUAGCCGUAAUUAUAUAAUUUGGCUUAAAUUGACCUUUUUCGAUUACGUU